Messenger RNA from Neomonachus schauinslandi (Hawaiian monk seal), 4983 nucleotides. RefSeq names its product catenin delta 1 (gene CTNND1). The record is from RefSeq and is a predicted model, not a curated record. Gene Ontology annotation, biological process: cell-cell junction assembly; cell-cell adhesion. Gene Ontology annotation, molecular function: cadherin binding. NCBI's taxonomy places the organism in Eukaryota, Metazoa, Chordata, Mammalia, Carnivora, Phocidae. Gene Ontology annotation, cellular component: cytoplasm; adherens junction; plasma membrane. The coding region runs from base 1286 to 4084 and encodes 932 amino acids. The transcript is spliced from 17 exons.
UUAAGGGGUUGAGAAGAGGGUGGGGAAUAGGGGAAGAGAGUUUAUUUUAAAACCUCUUGACAUGGUAUAUGUUGGACUGGCCAUAAAGUCUCCUAUAGCCAGUUUGUAAGGGAGAAACCCUGUUGAGUCCAAGGUGUGACUACAGUGCCCCUCCAUUUACUGGCCGACUUGUAGUUAAUACAGUAGGGUAUGGGGAACUCUUCAUUUUUAUAUAACAAUCGUUUAUUGUAUAAAUAGCACACAAAUCCUCUAUAUACUUGGAUACUUACCCUGAGCUGGAAUAAGUAAAGAUGUAAAAAUACAGUUGGUUUUUUAGAGCUUUCUGCAGGAUAACAGGGAUGUAGGAAGUUCCCAGCCAUUGACUGGAGGUUAGAAUGUGAAGUGAACUACUUUGAGGGGCAAUUUCAGAUUUUGAGCCUAAUGUUCAUUUUCCUACUCCCCAAAGAGGUGAAGGUCGCUGCAAGUGGAGCCUUUUUACACACAGAAUUUUUUGUGGUUUUACUACUCUCUUGUCUCCUUUAGCCAAGGCCCAUGGCUUGCCUUCAGUAUGAUAGUAUGGUCUUGAAAAGUAGAAAGACUCCUUCGUAAAUGUAUUCAAUAUGAGGGCCUUCAUUUUGUUACCUGCGUUUGAUGGUAGGAAGUUUUUUACUAUUUCUAUUUCUGAUUGGCAUUUUAAUUUAUCAUAUUCAUUUAGUAAAUUUUGCCACCACUGAGGCAAUUUCAGUGUUCAGGUUUGGGGAGGUAAGUAAGAUCUGUAGGUCUGUACUGCUCCCUUAAUUCUAGAAAUGGCUUGCCGAUGCAGGACAGUGAAUGCUGGGCUGUACUGUGGCAUUAACAACUUUGAUUGAGUUAACACCAGCAAAUUUUUCCAGGGAAAAAUAAUCUAAUAUUAAUCUCCUGUCAUGACUACAGCCCUUAGCCAUAUUCUCCCUCUCCUGCCAACAGUGUAGACUUGGAUCUAGUUGCACCUUUCCAUUCAGUGGUUAUUUCUGGUCAGGUGUUAAAGGGUAGUGGGCAAAGGAUCCUGCUUCAGUGGACACUGGUGAUGGGCUCCUAGGCUUGGUGGUGGCUGGCUUUCUGCAUUGCAGUAAAACCACAAGGGGGCAUCUUUGGCUCUGGGAUUAAUGAUUCAUCUGUCUUCUCUGACCUGUGACCUUUUCUCUCCUUUCCCUUACCUUCUCUCGGUAGUGUGAAGUGAGGGGGGCCUUCUCCCUCCUUGCUCCUCCCUCUGUGAUCCACACCUUCCUUUUUACCCUGCCCUGUGGCGGCUCCGCCCCUUACGUUCAUGGACGACUCAGAGGUGGAGUCGACCGCCAGCAUCUUGGCCUCUGUGAAGGAACAAGAGGCCCAGUUUGAGAAGCUGACCCGGGCGCUGGAGGAGGAACGGCGCCACGUCUCGGCGCAACUGGAACGCGUCCGGGUCUCACCACAAGAUGCCAACCCACUCAUGGCCAACGGCACCCUCACCCGCCGGCAUCAGAACGGCCGGUUUGUGGGCGAUGCUGACCUUGAGCGACAGAAAUUUUCAGAUCUGAAACUCAACGGACCCCAGGAUCACAGUCACCUUGUGUAUAGCACCAUUCCCAGGAUGCAGGAGCCAGGGCAGAUUGUGGGGACCUACACAGAGGAGGACCCCGAGGGAGCCAUGUCUGUUGUCUCUGUGGAGACCUCUGAUGAUGGAACUACUCGGCGCACAGAGACCACAGUCAAGAAAGUGGUGAAGACUGUGACAACACGGACAGUACAGCCAGUCCCUGUGGGACCAGAUGGGCUGCCUGUGGAUGCCUCAUCAGUUUCUAACAACUAUAUCCAGACUCUGGGGCGUGACUUCCGCAAGAAUGGCAAUGGGGGACCUGGUCCCUAUGUGGGGCAAGCAGGCACUGCUACCCUUCCCAGGAACUUCCACUACCCUCCCGAUGGAUAUAGCCGCCACUAUGAAGAUGGUUAUCCAAGUAGCAGUGACAACUAUGGCAGUCUGUCCCGGGUGACCCGCAUUGAGGAGCGGUACAGGCCCAGCAUGGAAGGUUAUCGGGCACCUAGUAGACAGGAUGUGUAUGGGCCCCAGCCCCAGGUUCGGGUAGGUGGGAGCAGUGUGGAUCUGCAUCGUUUUCACCCAGAGCCUUAUGGGCUAGAGGAUGACCAGCGUAGCAUGGGCUAUGAUGAUCUGGAUUACGGCAUGAUGUCCGAUUAUGGCACUGCCCGUCGGACUGGGACACCCUCUGACCCUCGCCGACGACUCAGGAGCUACGAAGACAUGAUUGGUGAGGAAGUGCCGUCGGACCAGUACUACUGGGCUCCUCUGGCCCAGCACGAACGGGGAAGUUUAGCAAGCUUGGAUAGCCUGCGUAAGGGGGGGCCCCCGCCCCCCAGCUGGAGACAGCCGGAGCUGCCGGAGGUGAUAGCCAUGUUAGGAUUCCGCUUGGAUGCCGUCAAGUCCAAUGCAGCUGCGUACCUGCAGCACCUGUGCUAUCGCAAUGACAAGGUGAAGACCGACGUUCGGAAGCUCAAGGGGAUCCCGGUACUGGUGGGAUUGUUAGACCACCCCAAAAAGGAAGUGCACCUUGGAGCCUGUGGGGCUCUCAAGAAUAUCUCUUUUGGGCGUGACCAGGAUAACAAGAUUGCCAUAAAAAACUGUGAUGGUGUUCCUGCCCUUGUGCGAUUGCUCCGAAAGGCUCGGGAUAUGGACCUCACCGAAGUCAUUACCGGAACCCUGUGGAAUCUCUCAUCCCAUGACUCAAUCAAAAUGGAGAUUGUGGACCAUGCACUGCAUGCAUUGACAGAUGAAGUGAUCAUCCCACAUUCUGGUUGGGAGCGGGAACCUAAUGAAGAUUGCAAGCCACGCCAUAUUGAGUGGGAGUCAGUGCUCACCAACACAGCUGGCUGUCUUAGGAAUGUCAGCUCAGAGAGGAGUGAAGCUCGCCGGAAACUUCGGGAAUGUGAUGGUUUAGUGGAUGCCCUCAUUUUCAUUGUUCAGGCUGAGAUUGGGCAGAAGGAUUCGGACAGCAAGCUUGUGGAGAACUGUGUUUGCCUUCUUCGGAAUUUGUCAUAUCAAGUUCACCGGGAGAUCCCACAGGCAGAGCGUUACCAAGAGGCACCUCCCAAUGUUGCCAACAAUACUGGGCCACAUGCUGCCAGUUGCUUUGGGGCCAAGAAGGGCAAAGGGAAAAAACCCACAGAGGAUCCAGCAAACGAUACAGUGGAUUUUCCUAAAAGAACUAGUCCAGCUCGAGGCUAUGAGCUUUUAUUUCAGCCAGAGGUGGUUCGGAUAUACAUCUCACUCCUCAAGGAGAGCAAGACUCCUGCCAUCCUAGAAGCCUCAGCUGGAGCUAUCCAGAACUUGUGUGCUGGGCGCUGGACGUAUGGUCGAUACAUUCGCUCUGCUCUGCGUCAAGAGAAGGCUCUUUCUGCCAUCGCUGACCUCCUGACCAAUGAACAUGAGCGGGUAGUGAAAGCUGCAUCUGGAGCACUGAGAAAUCUGGCCGUGGAUGCUCGCAACAAAGAACUCAUUGGUAAACAUGCUAUUCCCAACUUGGUAAAGAAUCUGCCAGGAGGGCAGCAGAGCUCUUCCCAGAAUUUCUCUGAGGACACCGUGGUCUCUCUCUUGAACACCAUCAACGAGGUUAUUGCUGAGAACUUGGAGGCUGCCAAAAAGCUUCGAGAGACACAGGGCAUUGAGAAGCUGGUGUUGAUCAACAAAUCAGGGAACCGAUCAGAAAAAGAAGUCCGAGCCGCAGCACUUGUAUUACAGACAAUCUGGGGCUAUAAGGAACUACGGAAGCCACUGGAAAAAGAAGGAUGGAAGAAAUCAGACUUCCAGGUGAAUCUAAACAAUGCUUCUCGAAGCCAGAGCAGUCAUUCAUAUGAUGACAGCACUCUCCCUCUCAUUGACCGGAACCAGAAAACAGAUAAGAAACCUGAUCGGGAAGAAAUUCAGAUGAGCAGUAUGGGAUCAAACACAAAAUCAUUAGAUAACAACUAUUCUACACUGAAUGAGAGAGGGGACCACAACAGAACACUGGAUCGAUCCGGGGAUCUAGGUGAAAUGGAGCCAUUGAAGGGAACACCUCUGAUGCAGAAGAUUUAGCACCACUAUCUCCGCUACAUCUGAGCUUAUAAUAUAUGUACUUUUAUUUUUUGGUGGUGAAAUGGACUGAUGAUUUUUCCCUUUCUUCGCUGGACUAUCGUGCCAACUGCCAGGCUGCCUCCUGCCCUUAUAGCCCUAAGUGGCCGCCUUCUUUCCACCAACUCCUAACUUCUUCCAGUGAAGCUUAAUUGUCCCUCCUCCCCCCUCCAGAUCCCCUACAGUUGCUCCCAAGAAGCCUGGCUCAGUUAUAUGCAUAUCUCGAGAAACUGCUGCAGAUUAGCUCUUUUUACCAGUUCUCCCUGGAACUCUUGGCCUUGUAUGGAGGGGGGGGAGCGAGUGGGAGUCCUCACUGGAAGCCAUGGGAAGAAUUGGAAGUUACAUGCUGCAUAUGCAGUAUCCAGCACUCUGAUACAAACUGAUGAUUCUUAAUCAAGAUUUUUUUUUUCCUGGUGGGGAAGGGACUUUUAUUUUUUUGGAGAAUGGGAAGUGUGAGCUCUUCCCUUAUCCCUGAUGACUAUUUUUGAAUCAAAGAAGGCUGGCAACAUUGGCACAUUCCACCUGGCAAGGGCCCUUGAGUAAGUGAAGUUCUCCUAGAACUGAGAUUAAGAAACCUUGCUCUCCUCAUCUCCAGGGCAGGGACCAUCACGGACCUACAGACUCUAUCUCUUCUCCAAGCCUCAUGCCAACCCUGGGCUGCUGCCGUUGCCCCUUACUGAGGCUGUCCUUAAUCUUCCUCUCCCAUCCUGUGAUAAUGUCUGCUGACUUGGCCUGGCCAUUUGCAAGAGGCUGUAGAAAGAGGAGAAUGUAUCAAGGAAGACUUUCUGGGUGAGAAGGAGCAGAAAGAUGUCUUCUGGGGAGGAGAAGAACCUCUAGGAGGAGCUAGUAGGAAUGUACAUGAA